CGACCGGCCUCUGGGGCGGUGUUUGGUGAAGUUAUCUCUGGAGGCUGCUGGAGGAUAAAUGUGGAGAUCUGCAGAUAGAAGCCAAGAAGAUGAACGGAGCUGGAGAGGAAGAAGAUCUACAGUGGUGUUCAAAAUAAUAGCAGUCCCACAUCACUUUAUCAGGACCGUCAGUGUUGAUUUAACUUAUUUCUAAAACAGCGGCGGACUACUUCCAGCUGCGGAGGGACACCCUUUUCCAGCUAGCUGCAAUCUGACGCAGUGACGCAGCAGAGUGCAACUGACCAGGGCGGAGGGAUACGUCAUUCUGCUGGGAGAAGAGACACAGCGAGGAGGCAGUGUGUGUUGGCAGACAGCAUUGAUAACUCAAUCAGCGAGGACUCUCUGGCGUCUCUGAUCCGAAUGCCUGGUGGCUGUGUGGAGCAGAACUUGGCCUCCAUCACUCUGCCACUCAUUUCCACCCUGUACCUGGACCGAAGCAACGGCUGGGAGAGUGUAGGAGUGCAACGCAAGGCUGAGGCUAUCCAAUACAUCAGGAGAGGCUAUGAGAACCAGCUGGCAUACAGAAGGAGCGGUGGCUCCUGUGUCUCUGUACGGCGGAUACGGGGCACAGGAGCAAGCACAUGGCUACCUCAAUGUCAGGAUCACAGCGUACGUGGUGAAGGUGUGGCUGAUGAUGGCCGUUUUGCCAUCAUCGGCAUCAACGAGCAACAAGUGUGUGACCCUCUGCUCUACCUGGUGAAGAAUAAAUUCCGGCAUAGAGAGAAAAUCUACGUAGAAGACAACCCCGUUUACAGCACGACCAUGACUGGUGGUCUCUGUGGUGACGACCCAGAGACAACUCUGACCGCCUUUGUCCACAUCGGUCCCACAUUUGUCCACAAUGCGCUCAAGCAGGCAGGGAUCCACUGCAGCAGUCCAGGUGUAAAUGUGGAGGAAGCCAUCCGUUCAACAUCAGCCUACUUGAAGAGAGCUCUGACGAAGCCUGGGAGGAGACCAUACACGGUGGCCAUCGCCUCUUAUGCCCUGGCUUUGGACGGCUUGCCCACCACUCUUCAUGAACUUUUACUCAGAGGUGCAGCUCCAGGUAUGCCUUGUUUCAUUUGUCCAAAAAAAAGGCACAUACAACUCUCAUCUGCUAGAACUUUGAGUUUUCACAUUUUAUUUUCUGGAGAGAACUAAAUCCUUCCUCCAAAGUCCUUAAAAUGAA
Molecule: messenger RNA, 1207 nt
Organism: Amphiprion ocellaris (clown anemonefish)
Lineage: Eukaryota; Metazoa; Chordata; Actinopteri; Pomacentridae
Product: complement C3-like
Exons: 7
Coding region: 400-1179 (259 amino acids)
Source: RefSeq, a predicted model, not a curated record